This is a messenger RNA of Closterium sp. NIES-67, 1333 nucleotides long. NCBI's taxonomy places the organism in Eukaryota, Viridiplantae, Streptophyta, Zygnematophyceae, Desmidiales, Closteriaceae. The record is from the annotation of a GenBank genome assembly.
AUCGCCGGGGCAGGGCUGCAGUAGCACCCCAUGGUUGGUGUUCAACGAGGUUCCUCAAUCCCGUGGUGUGGCUCGUUUGGCUAUUUAGUCUCCCCCAGAGCUGAAUCCAUAUUCUCGAGCUAGGUUCCUUCAACAGCUUUUCUCACAAUUUCUACUCGUUCUCGACCCCAGAGCUCCUGCUUCUUUGGUAAUCGCCGUCUGCCACCAUGCAGAUCUUCGUUAAAACUCUCACCGGCAAAACCAUCACCCUUGAGGUGGAGAGCAGUGAUACCAUUGACAACGUUAAGGCCAAGAUCCAGGACAAGGAGGGUAUCCCUCCUGACCAGCAGCGUCUGAUUUUCGCUGGCAAGCAACUGGAGGAUGGCCGUACUCUUGCUGACUACAACAUCCAGAAGGAGUCUACCCUCCAUCUGGUUUCCGACUUCGCGGUGGCAUGCAGAUCUUCGUGAAGACUCUUACUGGCAAGACAAUCACCCUGGAGGUCGAGAGCAGCGACACCAUCGAUAACGUCAAGGCGAAGAUUCAGGACAAGGAGGGUAUCCUCCUGACCAGCAGCGUCUUAUUUUCGCCGGCAAGCAACUGGAGGACGGUCGCACGCUCGCUGAUUACAACAUCCAGAAGGAGUCGACGCUCCAUCUGGUGCUUCGUCUUCGCGGUGGCAUGCAGAUUUUCGUCAAGACUUUGACGGGAAAGACCAUCACCCUGGAGGUUGAGAGCAGCGACACCAUCGACAACGUGAAGGCCAAGAUCCAGGAUAAGGAGGUAUCCCCCUGACCAGCAGCGGCUCAUUUUCGCGGCAAGCAGCUCGAGGAUGGCCGUACUCUAGCGGACUACAACAUUCAGAAGGAGUCGACCCUCCAUCUGGUGCUGCGCCUCCGUGGUGGAAUGCAGAUUUUGUGAAGACCCUCACUGGCAAGACCAUCACGCUUGAGGUGGAGAGCAGCGACACCAUUGACAAUGUCAAGGCUAAGAUCCAGGAUAAGGAGGGUAUCCUCCUGACCAGCAGCGUCUGAUCUUCGCAGGGAAGCAGCUCGAGGAUGGCCGUACCUUGGCGGAUUACAACAUUCAGAAGGAGUCUACGCUUCAUCUGGUUCUCCGCCUCCGUGGUGGUCAGUGAGUGACACCAGCUUAAGCUGGUUGCAGACAUGAGCUGUGGUGGUUCCUAAUGGUUGUAUAACUUCUGUGUUUACUGUAUACAAUCGUGGAUUAAUUUUGAGUUGGCCAUCACAGCUGAAAUUGUCUUGCAUUGGUGCGAAGCCAGUUGAUAACUAACCAGUCUCGGGCAGAUAUGGUUGCAUCUCUGUAAGCAAACGAUAAUGCUAAACUUUUCCCC